AUGGAUCGCAAGCUUCACAACGAUUCUGAUGGAAUUUUGGGAACUCAUGUUACUUGGGAAGAUAUUGAAAAUGUUCUUAUAGUUAAUUUGGGAACUGAUGCCAAAUUUGGUCUGAACAAAAAAGCGACAAAUAUUGGUGAAAUGAAAGUAGGCUAUUUCUCUUUAAAUUUCAGGAUCAAAACAGAGCUCUGUAAACACAUUUUUCAGGGGUUUAUGUCAAAAAUGAUUCUCAUUGAACCAGAUUGGUGCCCAGAAUCUUCGAAACUUCCUCAAAAAUUUGCACUAAAAAUCAGCUCGAGUCAAUCAAUCAUAAAUUUCUCAAAAUCGAUCAAAACUGAUGAUGAAAAUGGACUAACGCAAGUAAAAAUUAAGCGAUUUGAUGAAUUAUGUCAGCAUUUUCACAACCGAGAAGUAGACGCAUAUCAAUUUUUCACUAAAAAUCAAGACAAGAUUGACUUUCCGAUUUUGAAAAGCUAUGGAUCUCAAAAAUUCUGCCAAGAAAAUUUUCUGAAAGCAUUUUUAAUUUUUGAAUAUGUGGAAAAUUUUAAAAGCUUACACCGUUAUGAAAAUCUGGAAAUAGAACAAAUCCUACCAAUUGUUAAAGGAAUUGCUGAAUUUUCAGCUCUAGCUGAACUUUCACCCAAAAUUGAUCUACAAUUCGCUGGAAAUUGUGAAAUUUUUCAACAAUUGUUAACUGAAUUUGUUGAUCAAAAUUCGUCGUGUCAAUUGUUUCGCGAAAGUUUUCCGGAAAAUAUGAGAAAUCAAGUUGAACAAUUGAUUGAAGUGUAUCAAUUUUUGAUGGCACCAGAGCAGGUUUUCAAAAUAUCAAGAAUUUCAAAGUUUUUUGGUGAGUUCAAAAUAAUAUAUGACAUAACGAAAGUUAAUUUUAUUUCAGGUUACUUUCCUCAACUGGUUCAUGGUGAUUUAUGGCCUGGAAAUUUGCUAUUUUCAAAAACAUCAAUGGAACUACGAGCAAUUAUUGACUUUCAAACAAUCAGUUUUGGUUCUCCUGCUCAAGAUUUGACACGAUUGUUUAUUUCAACCUUAUCAGCAAAAACCCGUCGUGGAUAUAUCGAUUAUCUUUUAGAACAUUACUACAAACAUUUUGUUGCAAAUCUCAAAGAAAUUCCGUAUACUUUGAAGCAGUUAAAAUUGAGCUAUCAAUUGAUGUUCCCAACAAUGGGUUUAAUGCUUUUACCAGGAAUUUUGAGAUUUUCGAGUUUAUCUCCAGAUUUGUCUUUGAAGAAAGCAAUUGAUAUUAUGAACGAUGUUUUGGAAAUUCAUUGUAAAAAUUUGGAUGAAUUCAGGGAAUUUUUCAAUUGA
Molecule: messenger RNA, 1323 nt
Organism: Caenorhabditis angaria
Lineage: Eukaryota; Metazoa; Nematoda; Chromadorea; Rhabditida; Rhabditidae
Source: the annotation of a GenBank genome assembly